Messenger RNA from Caenorhabditis elegans, 3274 nucleotides. RefSeq lists its product as uncharacterized. The record is from RefSeq and is marked reviewed. The transcript is spliced from 10 exons. Lineage: Eukaryota; Metazoa; Nematoda; Chromadorea; Rhabditida; Rhabditidae. The coding region runs from base 19 to 2913 and encodes 964 amino acids.
CAAUCUUGAGGUACAGCUAUGGAUUCGGAGACUGAUACUGAUACACACUCAAUUUGUAAUUCGGUAUCUUCCGGAGAAAAUUACAAGAGUCCUGAGAGUUCCGAUUGUGAAGGCUAUGCCACACCUCUCGCUUCCAGCUUAACCGACAUUUCCAAUGUCAUCAAUCAUAGCGUCACUAUCAAAGUUCCAGACACCAUUGCCGACGCGAACGAUUUAGAGCCAGGGGAGAGAACACCAGUGAGCACACCACGCGCGAUUUCCCCUCCGAUAGUGAAACAGGUCAUGUAUCUACAGAAACCAAGAAUUCUCGUGAUGACUCAAAGAGAAAUUCACGAAGAGUGCUGCAGCAGCGAAGAAGAAUUCUAUGAUGUGGACGAUGUUCAGAUUCGAGAUGUGGCUCAACAGUUGUUGAAUGGAGUGUCGGACGAUAAAACCGAGACGGAAGCAGGAAACAACGACGUCAUAAUUGCGGAAGAAGAUCGAGCAGACACACCUAUUGUUAUAGAAGAUACGAGGGAAUUUGAGGAAACGUAUUCAGAAGAAGAUGAACGUCAGACUCCGAUUCAAAUGGAAAAUGCUACAAGUGAGGUCAGUAGCUCAGAAGAUGAGAUAUCAGAUUCCGUCGUAGAAUUGACAAAUGAUAUGAUGUCAAAAAUUACUGAGAUUGAAGAAAUUCAUGCCCAAGUUCAUUCUGAAAGUUUUGGUUCAUCAGAUUCAGGAGAUCACUUGGAAGUAAAAUCUGAAGCCACAAACUUUCCAGAGUAUUCAAAUACAGAAGAAUUCGAAGUUCCUAAGAACGAUUAUGUGACUGUAGAAAAUGUCAAUGAAUCGACAAUUGAUUCCGUUGUAAUUGAUUCACAAACACCGACAAAAGACACAAAAAAUGAAGUUAACAUUUCCCAGAAUGUUGUUAAUCUCGUGCGUUUGGAAAGCCAUUUAGAAAACUAUGACGACGAGACAACAAACACUGUUAUCGCUGAAUGUGUUUAUGAUGCUCAAGAAAAUGAAAAGUGUGAAAAAAACGAGGAAGAUGAUUUGUCCCCAGUUUUGGAUUCCAACAAAAUUAAAAACUCUCCAGAAUCAAAAUUUUGCGAGUUCCGCGCGGAGUCAGAAUGCUAUGAGCAAACUGAAGAAACUGAUCAAAUUAAACAGUUUGUUCCGUUAAUGGAAGUUUCUGUAGCUAAUCAGGAAUUUGAUGAGUUAUGUGAUAUUGAGCGAAACGGUGGGAAUUCCAAAGACAGACCAAAAGAUUUGAAUGAAAAUGUGAAAGCUUUCGAUGCAGAACACCAUGAAAAUAGUGUAUUGGAAUAUGAACAGUUGCCCGAUGUGUUUUCUGAAAUCACAAUUGCCAAAACGCCAAUUCCGGUUGUCCAUGAAAAUUCGAUCAGUGGUGUUUCAAAAGAAUCUCAAGUUUCCUUCAACCAGGAAGCUGUUCAAAAUGAACUCAUGCCAACACACAUUAUUUCUGAUGAGGUUGAAACCUCAUCAACUACUGCUGACAACAACAUUCCAUUUUCUGACUGUUCAACGCAUAAAGUGAAAGUCGAUUUUGAUGGUUACUCAUCUGGAAAGGAGGAAAGUUUAUCAUCUUCUACGUCAUCUGAAAGUUUCGAGUUUGCUGAGCCGGUUACGGAAAACCACAUCCAAGACGAGAGAGCGCAAGCUUUGCGGAACUCAAUUAUCGAACGGUAUCCGUCUAACGACACAGAUGAUGAUGAACUAGACAGCGUCGGUGAUGAAUUCGAUGAAGAUUUGCUUGCAGUGAAGCAGAUAUCUGCAGAAGUUGAACAGCUGGUUGCGGCUAUCAAUGCAUUCGGGCGAGACGAAGAACAACAGAUGAGCGCCUAUAUGGUUGGAAAGAAGAUGGCGGCCGAGAAAAAAAGAAAAAGUGCGAUGGACACUACUGCAAUGACCUCUUCGUGUCAAGACCAAACUGUUCAGACGGACAACAAUUCGUUCAUUCUUGUCGAUCGACACGUUCCAGAAGUGAUGGAGAGUCUCCAAGUGGAAAUUGAUAGACUGCAGGGAGACCUGGAAAAGGUUAAAAGUGGAGAAAAGGAACUUCUGCAAAUUAAUUCAAAGCUCAAGGAAGAGCUUGAAGAAUCCCAACAAACUAUUGACGGAAUCGAGAUUGAAGCAGAACAGCAAUACACCGAACUCACAUCGGAAAUUGAUGAGCUUUGUGAAAUUGUGCAAAGAAAAGACCAAGAGCUUGCUAUUCUCAAAGAGAAAGUAACCAAUGUGAUAAAUAUUGAAAACAGCUUAAAAGAUGACGUGGAUUCCCAAAAAGUUAUCGUUCAGCGCCAAAAGGAGAUUAUUGAAAAUCUUAGAGAAGAACUGGAUGCAAUUACUAAGAAGCUCGGGGAGGUCACAAAACUGAGAGAUAAAGCUGUUGAGGAGGCCACACUAUACAAAAUGAAAAACAUGGAGCGGGAUCGUUUCUUAUCUAGAGAAGCACAAAUGUCCAUGGAAAUUGAGGAUUUGCAGCGAGAACUUAACAAGCAGAAACUUAUUCUUAAUCAAACAAGUAUGGCUAAACUAGCCGAUACCUUCGAUAGAAAAGUUCUCCACCUUGAGAACGAACUGCGGGAGAGAGAUAUGCUUAUUUGUAAGCAAAAUCAAAUCAUCAACAGUCAUCGGAAGUCGCCGACCGGAUCAGUUAUCACUCAUCGCAAAAUGCAACCUCGUGCGUCAGUUCUUGCUGCUGCAGGAAAUUUGCCAAGUGCCGGUAGUAGCUCAGAAUCGUUCCAAAAUGGGUUAGAUGUUGAAGCAAGAGAGGCCUUGUUAAGCUUUAUUUUGAGCGAUCGGCAUAACCAACUUGCGAAUAUCUACAACAUUGGACGCAUUUUGGAUUUGACACCACAAGAGGAGCGUUCUGUAGAACGACAUCUGACGAAGGAUCGUUUCACCUAAUUUUGUAACAGUUAAUUUAUGAAUGAUCCCUGAAGUUGUAUAUAUUACCAAGUAUUUUUUCUCCUCAAAAAAUUUAUACUGAUCCUAAACGCCAUAUUGGUGUCAUGUUUUUUUUUUCAUUCUUGCAAAUCUUUUCAGUUUGUUUUUUUUGUAGAAUAGAGCUUUAGAUGCAUACAAAGCACUUUCAUUUUAAUAUUUCGGCAAAAACGCCGUACCCGGUAUAACUAUUUUAUUCAUUAUUAGUUUCCUUUUUUUCAAAUAAUUUCUUUAAAAAGUAACAUUCCCCAUUUUACAUACUUGAAAUUUAAAGAAAAACGACUGAAAUCGAUUCAUUUUCUUAAAUAAAUGGCUAUUGUAGAAA